Messenger RNA from Sus scrofa (pig), 1968 nucleotides. It is a transcript of the gene SLC35C1, whose product is annotated as solute carrier family 35 member C1. Lineage: Eukaryota; Metazoa; Chordata; Mammalia; Artiodactyla; Suidae. The record is from RefSeq and is a predicted model, not a curated record.
AAUCUCAGACACCUCACCCACUAUUUAAAUGGUAUUAAUUAGAUGCUGUUUAAAAUAUUCCAAUCAAAUAGUAGUCCUCAUUUGCAGCCAUAGGGUUUUGAGGAAGGAGGUUGAGCCCCAGUGGUAUUAGGGUCCAGCCCCCUAGUUUUACAAUGAGGAUAACUCCGGAGAAGUGAGUUAACACCAACGCUGGUGUUAGAGCGGGAACCAGGAAGAAGUGGGUGCUGCCAGCUUCCUGUUGACGGCCCACGCUGGUGACCGAUUUCUCCCGCCCGGUCCCCAGGAGGGGGAGGGGGACCCUCCACUCACUACCGGCAGGAAGAAUCCCAGCUGUUCCCCGGACACACUUCUGGAAGCACAGGCCGGGUGUGCGGCAGUGGGCCACGGAUGCAGUCGCGUACUGGGACGUGCAAGUGGCGGUAACUGGAGCGGGGAUCCUGGACGGGAUAUAGGGGUCUGGGGUGGCCUUGAAAAGAAAAGGGGGCCUGCCCCCACGACCCACGGAAUAACUCGGGGCCAAGGUUAGGCUGCGGCCCGGGUCGCUGCGCCGCCCCAGGUCCACGUGGGGAGCAGGCCCGCGGGGCUGGCGCGGCGCCCGAGCCCAAGGCUGGGAGCAGGAAGUUGUCUCCCGAGGGCGCGGCGCUGGGCGCGGCUCUGCAGGUGCAGCGCAAAGGUGGUAGGGGCCGGCAGCCGGUUCAGAGGACGAGGGCCUCUCUGAAGCGGUCCAAGAUCCUGCAUAUGGCACUGAUGGGGACUUCCGACCCCUCCGGAGAGGAUGAGGCCAGCCAGGAGAAGCCCUUUGUGCUGCGGGCACUGCAGAUCGCAUUGGUAGUCUCUCUCUACUGGGUCACGUCCAUCUCCAUGGUGUUCCUUAACAAGUACCUGCUGGACAGCCCCUCCUUGCAGCUGGACACCCCCAUCUUCGUCACCUUCUACCAGUGCCUGGUGACGGCGCUGCUGUGCAAGGGCCUCAGCACACUGGCCACCUGCUGGCCUGGUGCCGUGGACUUCCCCACCCUGCACCUGGACCUCAGGGUGGCGCGCAGCAUCCUGCCCCUGUCGGUGGUCUUCAUUGGCAUGAUCACCUUCAACAACCUCUGCCUCAAGUAUGUGGGCGUGGCCUUCUACAACGUGGGCCGCUCGCUCACCACCGUCUUCAAUGUGCUGCUCUCCUACCUGCUGCUCAAGCAAACCACGUCCUUCUAUGCCUUGCUCACCUGCGGCACCAUCAUCGGCGGCUUCUGGCUUGGUGUGGACCAGGAGGGCGCAGAGGGUACCCUGUCUUGGACGGGCACCGUCUUCGGCGUGCUCGCCAGCCUGUGCGUGUCGCUCAACGCCAUCUACACCAAGAAGGUGCUGCCGGCGGUGGAUGGCAGCAUCUGGCGCCUGACCUUCUACAACAACGUCAACGCCUGCAUCCUCUUCUUGCCCCUGCUCCUGCUGCUGGGGGAGCUCCGGGCGCUCCACCACUUCCCCCUGCUGACCAGCGCCCACUUCUGGGGCAUGAUGACGCUGGGCGGCCUGUUUGGCUUUGCCAUUGGCUACGUGACAGGACUGCAGAUCAAGUUCACCAGUCCCCUGACCCACAAUGUUUCUGGCACAGCCAAAGCCUGUGCCCAGACGGUGCUGGCCGUCCUCUACUACGAGGACACCAAGAGCUUCCUCUGGUGGGCGAGCAACAUGAUGGUGCUGGGGGGCUCUUUCGCCUACACCUGGGUCCGGGGCUGGGAGAUGAAGACUCAGGAGGACCCCAACCCCAAGGAGAGCGAGAAGAGUACCAUGGAGGUGUGAGCUUCCCUGGGGAGCCUGGGAUGGCCCGGCCCGGGGACAGUGCCCACGAAGGCAGUGAAGGUGUCUCACUGGACCCAGAGACGGUGGCCUGACAUUCCCUGCUGGGAAUCUGGUGGUUGAAAGGGAACCAGUGUUUCUGAGGGAUGUCAGAAAGUUGCCAAAACUGUCUCAACCCCC